Mus caroli (Ryukyu mouse) is the source of this 2336-nucleotide messenger RNA. Its product is annotated as OX-2 membrane glycoprotein. Gene Ontology annotation, biological process: regulation of immune response; negative regulation of neuroinflammatory response; heterotypic cell-cell adhesion. NCBI's taxonomy places the organism in Eukaryota, Metazoa, Chordata, Mammalia, Rodentia, Muridae. Gene Ontology annotation, cellular component: cell surface; neuronal cell body; axon. Gene Ontology annotation, molecular function: cell-cell adhesion mediator activity. The record is from RefSeq and is a predicted model, not a curated record.
GGGCGUGGUCGGUCGGUCUCUUCCUCCUCACUAGAGGAGCUGUAGAGUCUGCGCGUGCGGUGGAGGGGGCUCUUUCUACGGAGAAUACUAGUGUCCCUGCUCACAGGUGUUGCGGAGAUAGCCUCCAUCGUGGAAGAGCUCAGACCCCGAGAAGCUGGUGUCUAGCUGCGGCCCAGAGCAAGGAUGGGCAGUCCGGUAUUCAGGAGACCUUUCUGCCAUCUCUCCACCUACAGCCUGAUUUGGGGCAUGGCAGCAGUAGCGCUGAGCACAGCUCAAGUGGAAGUGGUGACCCAGGAUGAAAGAAAGGCGCUGCACACAACUGCAUCCUUACGAUGUUCUCUAAAAACAUCCCAGGAACCCUUGAUUGUGACAUGGCAGAAAAAGAAAGCCGUAAGCCCAGAAAACAUGGUCACCUACAGCAAAACCCAUGGGGUUGUAAUCCAGCCUGCCUACAAAGACAGGAUAAACGUCACGGAGCUGGGACUCUGGAACUCAAGCAUCACCUUCUGGAACACAACAUUGGAAGAUGAGGGUUGCUACAUGUGUCUCUUCAACACGUUUGGUUCUCAGAAGGUCUCAGGAACAGCUUGCCUUACCCUCUAUGUACAGCCCAUAGUACACCUUCACUACAACUAUUUUGAAGACCACCUAAACAUCACUUGCUCUGCGACUGCCCGUCCAGCCCCUGCCAUCUCCUGGAAGGGCACUGGGACAGGAAUUGAGAAUAGUACCGAGAGUCACUUCCAUUCAAAUGGGACUACAUCUGUCACCAGCAUCCUCCGGGUCAAAGACCCCAAAACUCAAGUUGGGAAGGAAGUGAUCUGCCAGGUUUUAUACCUGGGGAGUGUGAUUGACUACAAGCAGAGUCUGGACAAAGGAUUUUGGUUUUCAGUUCCACUGUUGCUAAGCAUUGUUUCUCUGGUAAUUCUUCUGGUCUUGAUCUCCAUCUUACUAUACUGGAAACGUCACCGAAAUCAGGAGCGGGGUGAGUCAUCACAGGGGAUGCAAAGAAUGAAAUAAGAGCUCUAGAGAAAUUAUACAGAACCCUGAACGCGUUUCCCUGGUCUACUUGAAUCUGAUGUGAAAGAAAAGCAGGAGGGAAAAGGUCAUUCUCCAUAGGACCUAAGAAGAGCAAAAGACCAGAAGCGAGCCUGUGAGGGAUUUGACUUUUUGCUGUUGUCCCAGAUCCUUGGUGUUUGCAUUCCAAGAAGAAGUCGAGUGCCUCGGGUCUGUUGUAGGACUUGAUUUUUUUUGGUAGAGCAAUGAGUGCCAUGCUGUUAGAAAGGCUCCAGACUUAGAACCACCAGUGCCAAGACAGCUCUCAGACCGACUAGGACUCCCACCGGAGGGACAAAUUGUAGUCAACUUACCUCACAGAGCUCUCUGGUCCUUACACAAAGUAGAAAGGAGUGGGACCAGAAAAUUUGCCAUGUCUGAAAUCUGAUGGAAUUUUUAGGAAGAAAACUGAAGAAUAAGCAAAAGAAGAAAGAACACAGAAGGGUCCAAAGAGCUUCUGAGAGUACCUUUUGCCUUUUCUGUUGGUGUCCCAGCUCUGGUUUUGUUCUUAGGUCCGCCAGUGUGUUUCCCUGUUGUUUGAGUAUCUAGUUGACUACCUGCUACUGUUCUGCUGAUGGUUGGCCUUGCUAGAAUCCCUGACUCCCCUGCCGUUCUCUAUGUGCUUCUAUGAGGGUUACUAUGAUGAAAAUAGAGCAGAAUAUAGUGUGAAGUAACAUUGGCAACUGUAAUGUGUCCAUUUAACUUAUUUUUAUAGCACUUAGGCAAUAUUGUUAGUCUUAGUGAGUAGUUCACACCUUUACAAAAGCAUGCUCUCCCUAUCCAUUGGGCCCACAAUAACACUCUCUUUGAGGCCAUUCUGAAUCCUGUCUCGUGUAACGAUAAUAUAUUAUGAAAACAGAUACUUUAAGAAUUUCCUGUACAGCAGUCAGUUGUUUAUGCGCUCUCUCUCGCUCUCUCUCUCUCUCCCUCCACCCCAGCUUCUUUUUCUGUGACUUUGUUUUUCACAAAGAGAAGGCAUCUCCUGAAUACAAUUGCUUUGUUCUGAAGACAUCGUGAACUAUUAAUUCUUAACCCUUUGACAAAACUAGUGAAGUUGUUUUCUGUAUCUUUUGCUUCAUCUGUCUUUAUAGAGUGACCUAGGAAUUCGAGUGUAAGUUGUUUUCAUUGUUGAACUGGAUAUUUAUAUACUUGGUAUGCUUUUCACGUGUUAUUUAAUUCUGUAUAAUUUCCUAUAUUUGUAUUAAAAUAUUGAGCAAUUAAAAGUGUCAACUAAAUAUUUGAUGUGGCAUUCCCUUGAGAAAUAUAGAAAUAAAGAAUAA